This is a messenger RNA of Coffea arabica (coffee), 1125 nucleotides long. RefSeq lists its product as uncharacterized. NCBI's taxonomy places the organism in Eukaryota, Viridiplantae, Streptophyta, Magnoliopsida, Gentianales, Rubiaceae. Gene Ontology annotation, biological process: DNA repair; telomere maintenance. Gene Ontology annotation, molecular function: DNA helicase activity. The record is from RefSeq and is a predicted model, not a curated record.
AUGGGACUGCUUCAAUCUGACACACAUCUGGAAGACACGCUUAAUGAAGCAGCGGCCUUUCAGAUGUUUUCUUCAUUGAGAACUCUCUUUGCAAUCUUGUUAGCCUAUUGUUCGCCAAGCAAUCCUAGAGUCAUCUGGGAAAAAUAUGAAGCUAAGAUGUCAAGGGAUUUUGAGAGAGUACCUGAUGGUUUCAUUCUCAGUCAUGAUGAGCGCCUCACAAGAGAAAUUUGGAGUGAGCUAAGGAUUCAGUUUACAGAGCAAGACUUGCUAUUGCCUUCAAAGCUAAAUAUAGGCCAAAGAUAUGCCUAUGACGUUAUUCUACAAGAGGUUUUCUCUUCUGGAAAUAGUAGUUUUUUUGUUGAUGGACCCGGCGGAACUAGUAAGACCUUUCUUUAUCGCUCUAUUCUAGCAACGCUUAGAUCCCAAGGGUUCAUAACAAUAGUUGUUGCAUCAUCUGGAGUAGCUGCAUCUAUUAUUCCAGGAGAGAUGACCGCACACUCAAGGUUUAAAAUUUCGUUGGACAUUUUUGCAAGUAAAGUCUGCCAUAUCAGCAAACAGAGCUCUGUUGCUAAGCUUAUUAUAAUGGCUAAAUUAAUUCUAUGGGAUGAAGUUUCUAUGGCCAAGAGGGACACUAUUGAAGUAUUUGACAGGUUGCUCAGAGAUGUAAUGGAUUCUAAUCUGCCUUUUGGCGGCAAAGUAGUAGUAUUUGGAGGAGACUUUCAUCAAACUUUACCUGUUAUUCAGAAUGCAACAAAGGAUCAGCAGAUAGAAGCCAGCUCUGUCAACUCACCUUUAUGGAGUACUCUUCGGAAGUUAAUCUUAACUGAAAACAUGAGAGAUAUCUCUGAUAGCCACUGCUCUGAUUUCCUGCUUAGGAUAGGCGAAGGUUGUAAACAAAAAGACGAAGAUGGAAAAAUAACUCUAUCAAAGGAUAUAUCAAUCCCGUUUGAUAACAAAGUAGAUUCACUAAACAGGUUAAUGGAUUUUGGAUUUUUGGAUUUGAGCGUGUAUUCAUCUGAUCCAUACCAGAUCACAAACAGAUGUAUUCUUACUUCAAAGAAUACAUGUGUCGAUGAUAUAAAUGAGAUGAUAAUUGAUCGCUUUCCUGGACAACCUUUUGUGUAA